AUGUCGCUGCCAGACAACGUACGCGAAGAGCUACGACAACUAAGUGAAGACUUAUGGGCUUGUCCCGAGCCCUCGGGCGAAGAACAGUUCGCCCAGCAGCGACUGUGCGACAUGCUGCGAAGCAGGGACUUCUUCGUCAUGCCUAGCUACCUGCUGCCGACCGCCUUCUGCGCUGAGUUGGUGUUCAACGAAGAUACGGGACCCACUGUAUGCCUUGUGUGCGAGUACGACGCGGUGAGAGGCCUCGGCCACGCCUGGGGCAACAAUCUGGCCAGCACCGCAUCCAUGGCGGCCGCUCUGGCUAUCCAGAUGGAAGCCGCCCAGUCGUCCUCUGGCGCCACUCCCUGCCGGGGCCGACUUCGAGUGCUCGGAACACCAUCCGAACUCCACGGCGAGGGAAAGGCUCUGCUUCUGAACAAGAACGCAUUCGCGAAUGUCGACGCUGUGCUCGCCACGCGACCCGCGUUUGGUCCUGCAAUGCUGUACUACGGAACACCCUUCGCUACUUUCACCCGCGUAACCUAUCACGGCCGCGAGAGCUCCUCGGUACUGUGUCCCUGGCAGGGCAUCAACGCGCAAGACGCUGCGGUGGCCGCCUACCGCAAUGUGACUCUCCUGCGCAGAGAUCUACCGCCGCAGUGGCACGUCUCCGGCAUUCUGCGGCCGACAGAGAAUCAGUCGCCACUACGCGUGCCGGAGCGCUGCCGGCUCGAGCUGUUCGCCAGCACACCGAGCGGUCCCGACUUGCUGGAACUGCAGAAGCGGCUACGCUCGGCUUGCAUGGGGCCGUGUCACUCCACGGGCUGCAUGGUGUCAUUCGACUACCAGCGCCCCUACGUAGAUAUGAUGGCCAACGAGGUUCUCGGCCAGCUCUUCCUGGAACACGCACAGCGAACUGGCGUCUCUGAUAUUGAUCUCGGAAACAACGGAUCAUAA
Rhipicephalus sanguineus (brown dog tick) is the source of this 936-nucleotide messenger RNA. Its product is annotated as peptidase M20 domain-containing protein 2. Bases 1 to 936 code for a protein of 311 amino acids. NCBI's taxonomy places the organism in Eukaryota, Metazoa, Arthropoda, Arachnida, Ixodida, Ixodidae. The transcript is spliced from 6 exons. The record is from RefSeq and is a predicted model, not a curated record. Gene Ontology annotation, molecular function: dipeptidase activity.